AGCCCAGGGCAGAUAAAUGUUAAUUUUCUAAAUUUUUUAGGGGCCCCACGUGCCGGAUAGAAUGGCCUGGCAGGCCGCAUCUGGCCCCAGGGCUGCAUUUUGCCCACCCCUGCUCUAAGGGGCCCUAAACGAUUGUCUUGCCCAGGGCCUCAACAACCCUAGGGCCAUCACUGCCACUACCCUACUGUCCAUACGCUACUAGGAGGAUUUUUGCCUUUCACCAUUCGGUUGUGACAGCACUAUUUAUAGGAAAUACAUUCAAGGAAGGGACUGUGCUCGAGAACAACCAUUUAAUCAGGUGCACAGCUCAACCUCUGUAGGGUAAUGGGUAAAUAUCAUACUAGUAUUCUUGGGGAAACUUUCAGUGGGCACUUAGGGACAUCUACCAGGCAGAUGGGGAGAAACCAAAAUGAACAAUCACUGGUAUGGGGAGACUUGAUGGUAAACUUUCUGUCUUAAGAUAGUAAAGCAGAUUUGUUAUUACGUUGAUCUUUCUUAGACUGUUUUCCAUCCUUUUUGUUAAGCACAUACAUUCAACCCUAAAAGCAGAAGGCUGUAUUUCCCUAUCAGUUCUUGAUAAGAUGUGUAACAUAGGCACAGGUGGUGGAAAGACAAGAUUUGCAUUUCAUGAAAUCCGUGGGAUCUGCAAGCAUUCUGACGGCUGACGGAGUGGGGUCCUAUAGCAGUAGAGCAGUUGGGCCUUGUGCAUCUCUGAAGCUUUCCCUAGACAACCAGUUAGUGAGGAAUUUUUGUUGCAGUAGGUUAUAAUCUUGGUCGCAGAGAGAGGCAUUCCCUGAGGUCUAAAUGAUUAGGUUUUGUUUGCUCUGGAAAGAAGGUAGGUGGAAAAUGUGCACUGUGGUCUUUAGCUUCUACACCAAAUUCAACUGUGGUGUUAGCAGUAAAUGGACUUUGCGCCCAUAAUUGUAAGGACUGAAUUUGGUGCUGUCUGUCUUCUGCAGAAAAAAGCAGCAGAGAGAAUUGAGCCAUGUAUAAAAAAAAAAAUAAAUUACAGCCUCUUGUGUCACAAGGUAGUAGUAUCAUGAGCAGUUUCUGCUUUUCCCUAAGGAAAAUAACUUCAGUACUUUAGACUUAUCUUAUUCUCUCUCUUCUCCACAGGAAGGUUUCUGUUGUCUUUAUUGAUCUGUUGCCUGACUGUUCAGGCUUGGAUCCCUUCAAUCCUCUUGGUGUUUUCCAGAUUGUAAGGGGAAGCCAGUUUAGACUCAGGCUACAAAGUGAGUUAGUCAAAUAUUUAAUCACCUAAAAGAGCAGGCUCCUACUUAUAAGAAUGUUGUGUCUAAAACAGAAGAAUCACCUAGUUAAUAAGAACUGAUUCCAAGACUUCACCCAUUUUUGGGGGGUCCUCUCUGUAUUUCUCCACCUUCCCACACAGUUCGUUUCCAUAUAUGAAGUCAUCUUCCUUUGUUAAUGAUGAUGUAAGUGCUUGCACUGCAGGCAGUCCACUGGUAUAAUGUGAGAUCACUUUAUGUUGAACUACGUAGCAGGAGCAGAUAAAUUCUUAAACAUCCCCUUUUAAUGCAAAUGUUCCUUUCAGUGACAGAAAAUGAAAUGCACAAUUGUUUUGCUGAGACUCUUAGCUAUCAUCGGGGUCUUAGCGAAUCCUUAUUGAAAAAUGGAGGUAGGGCUUCUGGAACCGUAAUUGUUGGUAUACCGUGGGCCAGCACUGCCAACCGCCUUGCAUUUGGCCUUUAGGAAGGCUCUACUGAGAUGGAUUUGUGGACGAAGGAAACUCUGCCGCUUUCUUUGUUUGCAUUUGUGAUUAUUUUAAAUCCGUAAAUUGUCAGCUCUGUUUCUGAUAGAUACCAAAUUGACCAAUAGCAGCAACUGCAGCAGGAAGGGGUGCAUUACAACUUGUGUACAUUUAGAAGACAGGGUUCGGAUGUCCAUAAUUAUUGGCCUUUGUUUUAAAGGUGCGAUCUCCUUGUUCUCUGAAGAUACUUUUCUUGCACAAAAAGCCCUAGACUGAUCAAAAUUAUACACUUUUUUUUUUUUCCCUCUAUAUCUAUUCUGGCAACCCCCUCUAGUGGAGAUGCAGUUUAUGCCAACCAAGUGGUUCUUUUGCUCUUAUUUAAUUUAUGCAAGUUCUCUGAAGGGAGCAACUGUGUUUGUACUAAGGCUUUUUUUGUCGGACUGGCUAGGCUAGUUAGGAAUGGAGAAAGAAAACCACAUACCCAAAUGAGAUGGUUAUUUAUACCAGUAAAGCAUUUAACUGUAGGCUGUGCCUUUAAAUUGUUCAGUAUGUUCCUUGCAGAUAAAGCAGUCUUGGAAACAGCGGUCCUUUCUUUUAAAGUACUGUCAGAUCCAGAGAUUUGGGAAAAGGGAUGCUUUUUCAUUUUUCUUCUGCAUCUGAAGUAGACAGCUAAAAGCUCUCGGUGGCUUGCAAGCCUGUUGGUUUCAAGGGGCAGGCAGCUCAGAACUGUAUUAAUAUGCGUAGGAAUCUAUCAGGCUGAGAUUUUUACUGAAUGCAGCCCUUCUCUGAGUCUAUGUAAUUUCCUAGAAUCAUGACUUAAAAUUUGUCUGAAUUUGCAGCGUGUGCUAGAUGUCGCCAGGUUGAAAUUACCCUAAGUAUCAGUUCACUUCCCAUCUGAGGAAGGAGAGCUGAGAGUGAAGAGAGACUUGUGAGGAGCAGGGGGGUUUUUUGUACCGCUGUUUGGGUUCCCAAAAGUCUGAUGCAUCUUUUUUUUUGUUCAGGACGACAAUAUGCAAAAAUGAGUCAGUGCUGUCCAUUUAGAUUGUCUCGUACUUGAAAUUAUUUACUUCCAUAAACGUGAGCACAUGUUACCUUUGCAUUGCCAUUGAUUUUGCUCAAAAGUAACAGAGCUAUGUAGGGGAGGAUCACCAAUUCCUGCUCGAUUACCAAACUUAGCUUGAGCUAAGGUUUUCACAUUCCUGAAGCGUAGACUUUUAAGAACAAUGCCAAAAAUCAUGCGAGUUGGCAAUACUGCAUUCACUACUCCUUAAUCAACUGGAUAUAUUAAAGCUUUAAGCAGCUACUCCAUUUUUAGCCUAAAAGGCAUAGCCAUCUACAGGAAUUGGUGAUUCCUGUAUAAAAGAAAGAGCUAAGUUUUUCACAUUCCCAAAGUGUGGACUUUAAGAACAGUGCCAAAAAUCAGGAGAGUUAGCAAUACCGUGAAUGCUUGAAAUAACUGGUUUUUAGCCUCCAAUUCAUAUUGGUUUAGAAUGGGAUGGAAAGCGCCAUAUGUAACAGCAUCACCCCCUUGCCCCCCACCCUCAAUUUUACCUCUUUUUUGUUGUUUCACAUGAACAGUUAAAUCCUAUAGAGGUCAAAUUGCUAUACCUGAAAUGGAACUUAAAUUAUAUAGGAUUUUUUGUUAUAUCCCUGUAGAUUUUUUUUUUUCCCCCCCCAUCUUGCAAUGGCUACAUUUCUUUGAAAAUUGGUUUCUAUCAGACACUAGAUAUGAGCCCAGAGCAAAUUUUUACAGCGUGAUAUGAACUCCUGGAAAGUAUCUAACAUGGACAUCAAUUAUAAUUAACUUAAAGGAGUUAAUAAAACAAAGCUUGCCGUGGAAAUUGACUUGGAAGUUGAGUUUUAGUCCAUCUCUCAUUUAUGGGUCCAAACUUAACAGAGUGGUGAAUGCAAAAUGUUGUGCGUUUAGGCUUCCCAAUUUGCUAAAGGUUUUUGCCCAAUCAAGGAGAAAAGUUAUCUGUUUGAUGGCAGCUUUUAAUGCACAGGUUUGCUUGCCCUUCUCCUUCCGAGGGUGCAACAUAUUCACAAUCAACUUGAAGCUUUUGCUAAUAUGUUUUUUCUUCUGGCAGCUGUAUUAAUUUGUCUGUAGGUUGUUGUCUACUCGAUAACUUGUCAUCUUGGGUAAAGGUAAUCCAGCAAGCCUGGAACACAGAGUAGACGGCUCUUGAAAAAGCAUGCCUCAGGUACGAACUAAAAAAGAUCGUUGGGACUAUUUCUACUUGCUACACAACAAGGUUUAGACGCUUAAGAACAAGACUUCUGAUUGCAGGGGAGCAGGGUUCUGUGACAAGUGACUACUCCCUGGAGAAGGAGGAGAGUGCGGGAGAGGAAGACUUCACUGAGUAGCUCUUCAUUAUGGUCAGCAGGUGGUUCUGGUGGACAAUACAGGCUUUACCGGUCUUGGAAAGACAUCUUCAUAUUUGCUGAGAGAAGAAAAGUGGUGGUAGCUCUAGUUUACAUGUGCAGCAUUUCCUUCUGAUUACAAUGUCAGGCUGACCCACUUUGAAAUAUUCUCAAGACACUAGAUUGGGACUAAGGUGUAAAUUCUAGAAGGGCUGACUGCUUUGAGAGGCUUUUUAUGUGGACAGGUGAGAUCUUUUUGGAAUCAGAGGAUGAAUUCUAUUUCUCAUGUUCUGAGAAAUAUGCCUGCAUUUUUUUCUGUUUUAUAAUACAGGAAAGGAGUGCUCUGCUCAUUAUUCUGUCUAAACCAACCAACCACUCAUCACAUUUCUAUUCUCAGUCCCACUUUACACCGCCAACCUACAAACAGUGCUGGUGGUUUUUGAGUUUUCCAUUUCCUAUCUGUCUAGAAGGACCCAUCAGAACAAUGUGGAUGGAUGGGGCCUUUGAGAUGGAUGCAGAGAUUGGCAGUAUGCAGCCCACAGGCUGGAUCCAGCCCAGAAAAGGUCCAGUUUGGCAUGGGAGAUAGGUAGCGCAAAGCUGUGCUGUUCUUCCCAUCCUCCCUGCAGUGCCGCUCUCUGCUGUGGAGGCUGCUGCUCCGCUGCAUCUGCACUUACCCUCACUGCAGGGUAGGGAGGAGAUCAAUGCAAAGGGAAGGACAGGCAGAUGGCUGCUCUGAGGGGCAGAAACUUGCCUGUGGUCAGGGCCAGGUCGGAAAAUGUGGCCCCUGCUGGCAGAAGGUUAUUGAUCCCUGGGCGGUUAGAGGGAUUGCAGAAAUGACAGCAUUUAAUAUGAUAGUGUUGGAGUGAUGUUGUAGCUGCAGCGGUCCAGGAAUCACGCAAGAGGCAAGGAUUUCAUAGGGUGAUCAACCUUUUAUUGAACCAACUGUGUUGUUGAAAAAGGAUGUCUUGCAUUUGAAAGCUUGUCUAACUCUAUGCCAGCUAUGCAGUUGGUCCAAUAAAAGAUACCACCCGAAGAAAUCCUUGCCUACAGCACAGUCAUCCAUCGAUAUUUAUCAUUGUGCAGUUAAAUGAGAGUGUUAGGGGGAUGGUCUAGUAAGCUUUAAGGUGGGAGAGGGGUAGAAAGGAAGCAGAAAUUACAGUGUUCAUACCAUAAAUCAAAAAAUAAAUGUAAAAUAUUGCAGUAGAAAACAGUGGCUUGGUAGCUUACUACCAAGAAGGAAAACACACCUGCCCAAAGCAAAGUAACUCACUUAAGAAAGCAGCCGAGAUCAGCUUCUCUGCUAAAGUGACUGAGAAACUCCACCUGAGAGAGUGUGGUGCUUUCAAGAAACGUUCCUGCAGCAUUUUUCUGUGAAUGAUGAAAUAAAACAAAACAGUCCAGUCAGCAGAGUUGAAACAAUAAGAAUAUAUUGGCUUACUUUCCCCCAAGAAAAGAAGCAUAUGCUACCCUAUUGCAUUUUAUAAUGCAUAAUCACAAAACUUAUCCGUCCUGCUCUGUUUGCCAUCCUCUGCAGCGGCGAACAAUCAGAAACAGGUGUGCUUCCCUGUGCCAGCUCAUGCUGUAUCAGACUUCUGAUACUUUUGUCCCCAAUUGCGACUGCAUGGCGGGGUGUGUGUGCGCGUGUGCGUGUGUGUGUUGGCUGUCAGGGCUUCCAGUACAUGCAUAGGCAAAAGUACUGUUCUGUAUGCCUAUUGCAAAAGGGUGAGUUAAAAAAAUCUGUUGAACGAGGCCUGUGAACAAGCACAUGCAAUUGUACAUGUGUUGUGUUUUCCCCCUACUAGCUUCUCCAGUUUAUUACAAAUGUUAAGUGCUUGCUGCAGAGAGAAAAGUCUGCCAUAAACCUCAGACUGUGCACUUGGAAAGUGUGCUUUUUAUCAGGCGGUACAAUUAACGUUUUUGUGUCCAAAUUUUAAAAUUAUUUGCUCUAAAUUAGACUUUGGUUGCCCCUCAUUUUUCUGCUGUUGAUGAGAAUUACAGAAAUUUGAAGGUAUUUUCCUCCUAGUAAGAAAAACCCAAGUUAGUAUUGUUCCCAGAGAAGGGAGUGCAUCACAGAAGCUACUACCACCGGUUUCCCCUUUGCCAGUGCCCGUAGAGAGAACGAAUGAAAGGACUAUUAAGCCUGAACUUCCCUCCCAUUACUAGCAAUGAUCUUCAGGCUGAAGUUCAGCGUUCAGGAAUCUUGCUGCCUGCGUUAUGCUUGUCCUAUGGAUACACCGCGGACUUGGGGCUAUCAAUCCAGACUUUCCAACAAUACUUUUAUCUCCUUUCCCCUCUUGCACAGUUAUUUUAAAAAAGAAAAAGCAGCUGAAGUUGUCAAAUUUCAACAGAUCUCUUCAGUCUGGUUCUGAAUAUGGAACAUGAAAAGGAAAGGUGUGGCAUAGAGAAGACAGUUGUAUCCAUGCGAAUGCUUCGUGCAUCUGAUUACCAAAAGUAAUUCUCAGUCAGGAAACUGAUAAGAGAGACGUAGUUGAAAGGCGUCAUGUUCUCUUUGCUUUUUUGUUCAGUGCAUUUCUAGCUGGCUCUUAAUGCAAUUUAACACUUCCUCUGGUACCGUAAUUGCAGCUGUAUCUCCAAUCAUGGGGAGUAAAGGAAAAAAAAAUGGAAGCAGUCAUGAAUGGAAGAGGGAGGGAGCAUCUAUAAGACAAGCAUUGCUGAUAAGGAGAUCCUCAUCUUGAGAAAAGGUUGGGAAUCUCUAUUUUAACUGCAGAGUGCCAUAAAACUAACUUAGACCAACAUGGCUACAACCUAAACCCCCAUAAAAGUAAGCGUACAUUCAGUCACGAUCUGCUUUAGCUUUUUGUUGCUAAAGCCUUAAGAAAACAUGCUAAACGUUAGUUCCCUGGUAUUGAACACGCUUGUUGCUCACAGCUGAUCUUAGAUCACCUGCACAACCUUCUGAAUGCAUGAUCAGUUGUUGUGACACUUGAAAUAGUUUCCAUUCUCUACAGCCUUUGCAGAGCAAUUAAUUUUUUUCUCCUUUAAACUAUUUGCAGCUUCAGAUUUUUCCUCUCUCCCUGUUCCAUAACUGUUUUUCCCCGUUCCUUUUGUGAGUAUUUACUUCAUCCUCUCUGAAAUAGGUAAUAGCCGGCAGUUAUUGUUUGCAUAGUUGCGUGACAGAGAAAGCUGGAGCUUAAUUCUGUCUUUUAACUGUGCACGCACCUUUUACUAAAGAUCAGUAUGUGCCUGAGGUAUAGUUAGACCCACAAGUAUUUUGGAUACUUUUUUGACGUGUUGUACAAUGCUGAAAAAAGCAUAAUGUUAAGAACUCAGACUUUCGAUCCAGGGCAACAUGCAUCAAGAGCUCGGGGCUUGAGACAAACAAGGGAUUGUUACAUUUUUAAGGUAUUUUGAAAAAAAGGCUUCUACUCUAUCUGGUAAGUCGACAUGGUUGGGGUUUGUUAGGAGAGCGAUAGGGGGCAUUAAUCAGGGUGCACAGAUCAAACAGCUCAGCUCAUCUGGGUAUGCAGAAUGGGUUGAGGGGUUUGGUGUUAUUUUUUGCUUCUGUUUUGACAUGAAAACCAGUUGGUGGAAAGGAAGAAUUUCAUUUCAGAACAGUCUUAGGAGAAGAAAGCUGAAUUGAUUAAAUAAAACCUGCUCCUGUGCGGUGUCACUUCUUGAACAGCCUAAUGAACUUGGUUCGUGUUCGUAGGCCUACGCCUGCAAGAAAAUACGCAGUAUCCGUAGCUCCCUAAGGAGAAAAAGGUGGGAACAUUUCGUGCAAAAUCAAGGAUGCUUGUUUGCUGGGAAUAACAAAAUCUAGCUCUCCAAGUCCUACUUUGCUAAGUGACCAAGGUUUUAAAAGGGCAAAAUUCUUCGAACAGCAGGAAAUCCUACUAGCCCACACAACAAAAACAAAGGGAACUGACACAGGGCUUGUAAUUCAAAUACUGACAGCCUGUUUUUAUUGCUAACUACUGUACUCUGAAGCUCUCUGCCUGUGUGGCUCUGAUUUCCUUAUAGCCUGUUACCCAGUUGAAACGAACAACCUAUUGUUACGGGUUGGUUGCUUAGAAAUUUAGGAUAAUUUUUAUGCUUCUUAAUACCGGCUGCAUGAAAGCCUGCGAAGCUUGGUCACUGCAUUUUGCUUCUGUUUGAUGAAAAGAAAUCCCGGAGACCGCUUGAAGCUAAUUUUUUCUAUAGUAGGGACAAUUCUGGGUACAUUAGCGAGGCGUAAGGGUUAAAUCCCCAACACUGUCGCAUAUGGCAGUGAGCAGAAUCGCAGAUGUUGAUGAUACAACGUAAUUAGUAUUCUUUUAUGUAAAUGAAGGCUGUCAAUGUUACCAUAGUGUCUACUCUUUCAAGCUGGAAUCUAUUGCACUUGGACUCACCAAGACUAGACAGGAUUAUUUCACAAUUUUGAGUCAAGAAUUGAGCGGAAACAGAUAAAUAGAGAAUACAGAAAGGGGUAGGGAUGGGAUUGGAGUGGGGGAGAGUUUCAACUUACUACACUAGGCCAUGUUCAUGCUUUUAUUUCUGACCGUGCCUUCCCAGAUCCUGUUGUGUUGUAAAUGAGCAGGCAUCCCCUAACUGCAAGGUACAGUCCAUUUCCGAACUAUGCUUUAAACAGACAAGGUUAUUCUGAUAUUGAAGCGAUGCAGAGAGAGAACAUUUCUAAACAGACUACUUUUAUUCUUCCCUAUUUGAGAACAAACAAUAGAAAGAGUGCAGAGGUUUCAUUUGCCUUAAAAUCUGCCUCCUUUAAUAGCUGCAUUAGCGAUAAGGAGCUUGGUAGUAAAUUUUUAAAUUACACUUGCAUAACAAAUGUAAGAGAACCUAUGGCGUCUAUUCAUUGACUUGUCAAAUGUGCCUUCUGCACAUUUGCAGUUGGUGGCUCCAAUGUCCAUCUUAAGACUCUUUGAAAGCAUGAGAUUUCCAUAGUAACAUUACAACUAUAUUCUCCAUUGAAGUGGCAUUCUGAUCUUUAAGCUUUCUGCACGCCAGAUAUGAAACUCUGUCUUGAAUGGUGUUAUGAAUGUCUGUAACCACUUUGUGCUUAUUGCUGUUAUUACAGAUAUUACAACUUUACGCUAUAUUGAAAUACUUCAGUUCUGGGGUGUUUAUAUGAGGGUGGGUGCAUGUGUGUGUCUGUAUGUAUGCAUGUCGUAUGUUAUGGGAGUUACCUUUAUUAUUGAAAACAAAAUCCUCUUUCAAGCCUUCUUUUUUUUCCCCUCUGCCUUGGACAGAAGAUACAGUACUUGACAGUCUCUUCUAGCUUCUCAUCCUUAAAUGUUGUUCUAUUUUAAGAUGCUUAUAUUUGGCAUUCUCUAUUUCUGCAUUUUUUGUUGUUGCUAUAAAAAUCAUGUAGUAAAUGGAGUUUCAUUCAGAACAGACUCCAUGCCCCCCCUUCCACCCUGAAAAGAUCUCCUGUGAAGUCAAAAUCAAAGUGAUCACAGGAGGUGCACAUUUUUGCUCAGUUUUCCUGUUCAGAUUUUACUUUGCCAUAUGGCAGGUCAUCCACUAUGAAAGACCUAUAAUGAAGAGGCUGUGUGUGAUCAGCAGAUUUAUAGAUUAUCAGAAAAUGAAAUCAGAAAAAUGAAAUUCCAGUCUGCCCUUUUCCAUUUGACAUUUCUUCACAGCCAUGUAUUUGGGUUGUUAGGUACAUUAAUGUCAUGGCUUCCAGCUAAUUCUGUUCCCUAUUAUGAAUAUGUUCUCUGCAGUAGCUCUUACGUUGAGGGGAUUAAUUGUGUUGUAAAGCAGCUCUGCUAGGUUUUUUACUUUGUUUACAUGUAUCACAGGAAUUUUUUUUUCUCUCUCUAGGGCUUUGAAGCUGUGCUGCCUUUAUGUGAUGAAGAUCUAAGUAGUAAUUAAUUUCCCGAAGAACUGCCAAGGCUCCUUUGGCUAAAAUGGGGAUGUUCCAUGCUUUGGUCACUGAGUUGCGAAAAAAAGAAUGUUUAAACAUGACUCAGUUAAAGCAGUGGAGACUUCUGUAAGACAUGGAUAGAUGCAAACAUGUUGGGCGGCUACGACUCGCCCAAGACCAUUCUAUCCUGAACCCCCAGAAGUGGCACUGCAUGGACUGCAAGACAACAGAGUCGAUAUGGGCAUGUCUGAAAUGCUCCCAUGUGGCCUGUGGAAGGUACAUUGAGGAACAUGCACUUAAACACUUUGAAGAAACCAGACACCCGCUGGCAAUGGAGGUUAACGAUCUCUAUGUGUUUUGUUACCUUUGUGAAGACUAUGUCUUGAAUGAUAAUCCCGAGGGUGAUUUGAAAUUGCUAAGAAGCUCUCUGUCAGCAAUUAGAAGUCAAAAGCAUGAUCCAUCAACAAGAAGUGGUAGGACAUUGCGAUCAAUGGCUUUGGGGGAGGACGUAUGCAGCCAUCAAAGGACCCCUCAGGGACAGCCUCAGAUGCUCACUGCUCUCUGGCACAGGCGGCAGUCCUUGCUAGCAAAAGCGCUGCGGACCUGGUUUGAUAAGAGUUCGAGAGGCCAGUUGAAACUAGAACAAAAGAAACGACUGGAGGAACUGGAGAAAAAGAAGGAAGCAGCCAGGCAGCGACGACAGGAGAUGAAACGGCGGCUUCUGGAGGAGCUGGCAAACACUCCUCCCAGAAAGAGCGCAAGGCUGUUGUCUCAUGUUCACAGAGAGAACCUGAUUCCAAGGAAAUUCAGAGAGAUGGCAACAGCUUCCCCUACCUCAAGGAGAGUGCAGAGCAGCAAAUUCAAACAGUUUUAUUCCAUCCGGCGCAAGCCCCUUAUGACUCCAGGUGUGACUGGUUUAAGGAACCUUGGAAACACAUGCUACAUGAACUCUAUUCUGCAAGUGCUAAGUCACCUCCAGAAAUUUAGAGAAUGUUUUUUGACACUUGACCUCUGUGAAACUGAAGAACUCUUAGCCAAAACCGUGAACGGGAAGUCUAGAAUGUCUGGCAAGUUGGCAAACGGAUCUGCUGCUAAUGAGUCAGGGAAGAGUGACAAAAUGGGGUCAUAUGGCAGGCAAAGCUUGCCAGUUGGCUUAAAUGGUGGGUCCUCAAUUAGCAGGAGUUUGGAACUAAUACAGCCCAAGGAACCAAGUUCAAAGCACAUCUCUCUCUGUCACGAACUGCACACCCUCUUCAGAGUAAUGUGGUCUGGGAAGUGGGCAUUAGUGUCUCCAUUUGCCAUGCUGCACUCUGUGUGGAGUUUGAUUCCAGCAUUUCGAGGUUACGAUCAGCAGGACGCUCAGGAAUUUCUUUGUGAGCUGUUGGACAAAGUGCAGCAGGAGCUGGAGUCUGAAGGGACGAAGCGCAGGAUCCUCAUCCCUUUCUCGCAAAGGAAGCUCACCAAGCAGGUUCUGAAAGUGGUGAACACCAUUUUCCAUGGGCAGCUCCUCAGUCAGGUCACCUGUAUAACAUGCAACUACAAAUCCAACACCGUUGAGCCCUUCUGGGAUCUUUCCCUGGAAUUUCCUGAACGUUAUCACUCUAUUGAGAAAGGGGUUGUCCCUGUAAACCAGACAGAGUGCAUGCUGACAGAAAUGUUGGCCAAGUUCACAGAAACUGAAGCUCUGGAAGGGAGGAUAUAUGCAUGCGACCAAUGCAACAGCAAACGGCGGAAGUCUUCUCCUAAACCUCUUGUUCUGAGUGAAGCUAAAAAGCAGUUAAUGAUCUACAGACUACCUCAGGUCCUCCGGCUGCACCUUAAACGAUUCAGGUGGUCUGGACGUAAUCACCGUGAGAAGAUUGGGGUCCAUGUCCUCUUUGACCAGGUAUUAAACAUGGAACCUUACUGCUGCAGGGACUCUCUCUCCUCUCUUGACAAAGAGACCUUUGUCUAUGACCUCUCCGCUGUGGUGAUGCAUCAUGGGAAAGGGUUUGGCUCAGGACACUACACAGCAUAUUGCUACAACACAGAGGGAGGUUUUUGGGUCCACUGCAAUGACUCCAAACUGAAUGUAUGUAGUGUGGAGGAGGUGUGCAAAACCCAGGCCUACAUUCUUUUUUACACUCAAAGAACAGUGCAGGGCAAAGCAGGAAUCUCAGAAACACAACUCCAAGCUCAGGUGCCGUCCAAAAACAGCGAUAAGGACAGAAGACUGACAUUCCCGUGACGGGAAGCAUCAGUAACUCAAUCGACAGUCUCAGUUAUUUUAAACCAUUGGUGUUCACAUCUUUCCUCUUUGUAGGAAUGAAGAAGGCUCACUGCAGGAACAGAUCAGAGCGUCGUUGGCCACCCAAGGUCUGGAACAGUGUGCGUCUGGCUGUGUAAUUCUGUCACGUAAGAUUGUAAACAGAAUCUUCAUCGUUAAAAGGUAUCGGUAAACCAUGCUCUCCUCGGAACAAGAGAAACCACUUCAGGUGCCUAGUAUCAUGAAUCUUAUAUUGCAAAAAAAUUAAAUAAGGCGCAUGAAAGUAAUGGCAGCCCAUUGUGUUCAGCAAGGAUACAAAAUCAUCAAACCAGCUCCUAAUUACACUGCAUUCCCUGGUGGGGAAUGCUGAUGAACCUCCAAACGAAAUGCACAGGUAUGGUAGAACCUCUUUAACCUUGUUGUGAAGUAUGGCUCAAAGCGUGACUUGCUUAUCCAACUGCUCCUAAGGUAUCUACAGUAGAUGGGGCCCUACUGUGGUAAAAGCCGCUCUUGCUGAAGUCACGAAGGCCCAUUGACAGCAACAGGUCAUUUUCUGGGUACUGGUGGGGCCCAAGCGUAGCAUUUGAAUACACCUUGACAGUUUUGUGUAGGCUGAAUUGACUUGCCGAUUUACUUUUUCCGGUUUGCAACAUGCAGUAUAACAAAAGUGGUUCUGCUCUAGAAAGGGAUCGUAUAAAAAUGGAACAUUUUGUUUGACCAGAUCUGCCCCUGCACGUUCAGAACUGUAUCUGCUGACAGCUUUAAAAACAAAAUACAGAUCAUGUUUACACUAAAUUAAAAUAAGGCCAUGUCUAUGCUACGCACUUCUGGCAGGCCACCCCUGUAUAUCGGUCAGGGGUGUCAAGAAGUGUGAUCCCUUGCCAGCACAGCUGAGCCAGCAAACGCUGUGAGCAUGGGUGCAGCUUAUAUUGGCAAAAUUCCAGUAUUACAAAUAUAGCUUAUUUUGCUCAGGGCAUGGGGUUAUAGCUGCAAAAUAAGUUAUACCAGGAAAAGCACAGUUUUGAGCAUAUAAGCUGUAUCCAUGCUAAGAGCACUUUACCAGAACAGUGUACUUGACUUUUAUGCACGUUGGAUCAUUGCAUAAUUCAUUUAAAGGCAUGUUAAAGGCCCCACGUUUUUCUUCCUAUUGCUUGCAUUAUUGCAAAUGUCCAGUAUUUGCAUCUUGGUUAUGUGUUGAAACUACUUGAGCACAGACAGUAUUUCAGAUCCCUUUCUACUUUGUAAAAGCAUUUUACUCUGGUUAAUUGCAUAUUAAUUGGCUCCAGAAAUGGCGACGGGGAAGUGCCUUUCAAAAGGCUGCUGCUAGAAGCUUUGAAAAGGAUGGGAGCUAGUUUAGUUUUGGGGCUGUUAAUAUUGCAACACUGACAAAGCCGUGUACUCCGAGCGGUGCGUGUGUUACCUUCGGAUAAGUGGAUCUCCAUCAAGCAAGUAGAAAGCCUUUUUUUCUAGCCCCAGUGCCGUGCACUUAAACAGAGUACACUGUAUUGCUGUACAAUAAGCAGUUGUGAAUGUAGGCCUGGCCUGUGUGAGCUGAUUAUAUCACUGCACGGGCCAUUUCAGCUAUAAGAAAACGAGCCGGAUUCUUUCGGUGUAUAAACAGGGCUUUAGUCAGCAGCUCUCUGUCAUACUUGUGCAAACUCAAGGAAGGCAGUGAGGUUGUACCAGUAUAACUGAGUAUAAUUUGGGCCAGGCCAUCUUGUAUUUGUACCAAUGUUCUUUCCUUCCUGCACACAGCUUGACUUUCGGGUCCCACAGUGCCUUUGCAGGGCUGCAAAAUGUGUAAGAGGAAACAAACCAUGUGUGCAUGCAAUCUGAGCUUGACAUGGCGCUUUUCCAAUGAUUUCCACACACAGGGGUCUCCCUGCGCUGUUUGUAGCCACUUUCUGGAGCAGAACCACAUUUCAAACAUCGGAUGGUGUGAGGCUUUUGCUGUCUGUGCUCUGGUUUUGGGGUUGCAGAAACGUUUGCGAGCGGUUCAGUUGUUCCUCUGCAGUCCAUCUAGAUUGUUCGGAAAUGGUGAGGGUGCCAUUCAAUAACCCACUGAGUGCUUUCAACUUCAGCUCAGCAUCCAGGUAAAGAAGUCCUGAAACCAUUCUUCCUUCCCCUCCCUUGUACUUUUGUCAGCGUUUGCCCAUUAGACAUGUACCACCUGGCAGAGCUGACCCUUGUUGCUCUGGAGAGUGGUGGGGUAAGUUUCCUUCUGUUGCCACUGCCAUGAUCACACUUAACCUCUUGCCCCAACAGGCAAAACAGGCUCUCUUCUCAGAUUGCUGUUAAUCACUCUGGACAGCCAGAGGGGCGGGAGUCACUCAUGCAGCAGGACAGACAAUUAACUCCUUUCCUUUCACUGGAGCAGAGAUUCAGGCAUUUUUCUCAAUGACCUGCUGAGUCUCCCCUGUCCUUGGGAAUUCAAAUUGUUCAGCAUUCCCUUUCAUGCAUGUCUGAGCAACCUGCUGCUUCUGAGCCUACAACAAAAUGCCUGUUUUCUUGCUGUUAAAUGUCAUUUCCGAAUUGUACCCUUAGCCUCCAAUUGCUGUUACUCACUGGAGGCAAUCACGUAGGUGCUGAUAAAAUGAAAUGUAUUUUUUUUUAAAAGCCUUAUCUGUAACUAGAGUUGGGAGGAUAUGACUUUUAUUUAUUCAUCUUGACAGUUAUCUGUGCAUUUAUUUCCUAGGUUUUGGAUUGGGUUUUUUUGUGUGUUUCUUUUUUUUUUUUUUUUUUUUUUUUGCCCUACCAGGAAAUGAAAACAGAUAUUUGUCAUUCAAAAUAUAAUGGGACAGAUUAAGAAGCCCUGUCAAAAGGUGCACCUCCAUUGAAUUCAGUGGAAACUGAAUUUGGUCCAGUGAAUGUAAGUUGAGCUUCAUUUAAAAAAAAAAAAAAAAAAAAAAAAGAAAAGAAAGAAAACAUUCAGUGGGUUGAUGAGAUGUAUGCUUAAGCAUUGUGGAAUUUUUGCUAGAGCAAGAUGUAGGUGCUUAAUACCUUUAAAAAGAAUCUAAAAAGAAAAUUAGAGAUAAAGUUAAAAUGUUGCUUAACUAUGCCUUUUGAAUCCUCUCGAGGUGGAGGGAGAAGUUGAUAUUUUCUAAAUUUACUGAUUUAUCCUUCUAAGUCUGUCCAACUUCUAAGAUGAAACCGGAUCGGCUUUUCCACGCGGGGAGGGGAGAGAGAUUACAUUUUUCUCUUGAACAGGAGAUCCAUGGUUCGCUAUGACUGACCCUAGUGAUGAAUUCUGAAUACCUUUGCUGAUGUAGCCCUGUUUGUAUAAAAAUGUCUGACAUAAAGGCAAACACAAUGCAGCGUUACAGUUGUGACUGCAGUGAGCCUAGACUUAUCACUAUGAAUGCUCAUCUUUUGACUGAGUGUGUUGCAUUAAUAUUUGAAUUCAGGUAGUAAUAAAAUUGUCACUUGAAUCGCAUAGGUAGCAGAGGGGGAAGGGAGGCUGGAAGGAAGGUGUACCGUUAGCUCUCAGUGCAUCAGAUUUCCCAAGCAGAUUAGUAGCGUUUGCUGCUGACAUCUUUUGAGAUUAGUGGCCUCUCCAUGUGACAUGAGCCCAGUAGUGCUGAGAUGUGGAGAAAUUGCAGUCAGAAAAAAUGACCUACCCUGGUAGGGAAGGAAGUAAUUAUACUUUGAAGUAAACUUGCUUUUUCCAACACUGUGAGGUUUCUGUAAUAUUUAGCUUUUAUUUGGAAGCGAUAGCGUAUAGCAUUUUUUAUGCUGUUUGGUUUAUAUUUGUCUACUGCAGGCUUCUUUAUAUAAGCAUUGCCCAAUGCUCCCACUGUGGUGUACACUGUUUUAUAGUGUCUGGGUUGCCAGAAAUUCUUAUUGGAAGUUACCUUGAGGUCAAUAUGAUGAACAUAGAUCUUGCUUGCAAUUGCAGCGAAGCCCACUUAAGUGAAUCUUGACAAACUUUGUCCCUCCUUAAUCCUGACAGUCCGAUGCCGCUCAUUCACAGCUGAUGUCAGUUGACUUAUUCUGGAUUUAAUUCCCAAUCCUGCAAACUUUUAAGUACCUGGUGCAUCUUAAAUCAUGCAAGUAGCCUCCAUUGGCUUUAAUGAGACCGCAGAUAUGUGAGUAAAUGUAAGCCCCGGGGAAGUGCCAGCAGGAUCACAGCCUUAAAUUGGUGUAAAUGGGAGCAGAAUUUGGCCCCGUGCAUAUACCUAAUUUAUAUUCAGUGACAAAAGUCUGUCGGAGCAGACUAAUUAAACCUCUCUUUAAAUGAUUCGCUGAAUGACAUAUUAAACAAGUUGUCCUUGCGCUAAUUUACCAGCUAGAUAAAAGCCCCUUUGCAAGAGGUCCCUGCUUGCAUGUAGAAGGAUGUCUGUGACUGAAUUUGGAGGUUUUGGAGCAGCAGCAGGUGCUAGGCCAAAAUAUUAGAGCACUGCGGUAGAUUAAAAAGCAGUCAUCACUGUUCAGUCUCUCCUGUGGCUCUCUAGGAACCCAGCCUGCAGAGUAAGUCCCGUGAACUGUAUGCAGAGCAACACCUGAAGGUGACUGGGGUUGGCACCUUGUGGAACAGGGCCCCAAAAGCAUAGGAAGCUGCUGUAAUUAAUCAGUGACUUGCGCUGAUCCAGAUAUGCAGUUUUACCGAGAGAGUUGCUACCAGCACCUCCUUAAUGUUUUAAAUCUUAUGCAAAUUGGCUUUAUUUCAUCCCGCAUGUGAAAUUCAAGAGACUUAAUUCACAACGUUUUGGCCAGAUUAAAAGCAAGGUCUGCUGCAGAUUUGUUUUAGGCUAACUUGACCCCACCAGCAAGUUUUAAUUACAACAGCUUCCCAGAAAGUUAUUGUUAACCUGAAUUGCCGGGUUUGAACUAUGCACCGGGCAAAGAGGAGUUUCACUGCAAAGUACUGAAAAACGGCAAAGAUUUUGUUUUGUUCGCUACUUACAAGAACACCGUCUUGGUUUGGUGACUUCAGAAGUGGUCAUGAUUAUGGCAGUAAGCUGAAUAAUGUGUAUUCAGCUAACUUGCACCAAACCGUCAUCAUCUUAGUCUCAUGUUUUCCAGGUGAUGGUAACGCCUCCAGAUAGUUAAGAACUUCCAGACAUGUUUUUAGAGAGUAGAAAUAAAAUUGGGAAUGGUGAAAGCAUUAAUUGUGUCCUAUGGACUCGCACUCAGAGGUUAUUUUUCUUUAAAGCAAAGCUUCUAGCACAAAUGUUGUCUCUGUUAUGUAGAAGCUCUGCUUUUUGAUUGUAAAGUCCCCUGCUCUGCAUAUGCAUAGUUAUUUAUCAGUUGAAAGACAACAGGCAAGUGGGUUUUGGCUGCCCCCAAACUGCCCCGGUAUGGACUACAGGAGAGGUCAACAGUAUUGCAGAAUGAAAAGUGUGUGUGUGUGUGUGUGUGUGUGUGUGUGUGCGCGCGCUGUGUGUGUGGAGGGGGGGUGGAGUUGGAGAGUGGGAUGAGGAUGAGUUUUGCCUACUGAAAAAGCUUUGUGAACUAAUUUUAUAUGAUUCAUUAAAUUUGGUGCCUUGUAUCCAAUUACAUUUUUGCAUGGGACAGAAAACUUGGGAAAUGAUUUUAAAAUUCCCCUCUCGUUAUUCAAGUGGCAGACAAAUCUGUGUGUUUUUUACAAGUACUUUUCGGUAUCAUUGACAUUUGUACAUUUCAUAUCUAUGUGAAAGAAAAAAAAAAAAAGUUUACCAGCAAGUUCAGAAGUUAGUAUUUUAGUGUGUUUGUCUGAGAUUCCUGUAUUUGUAAUAACUCAAAUGACUACUUGUUCAAAGGCAGUUCAUGUUUUGGCUUUUUAAUUUUUCUUAUGUCACUCAGGCCACUUCCAGUCAGGUCAAAGCAAGUACCUUAUUUACAACGAGCUUGCAUAUUAUGAAUGAUAAACUCUGUGGCGUUUUGGUGAAGUAACAGCAGCUUGUAUUUCAACCAUGAUGACUGGCAACUGCUGACUUACAAAGGAAAGGAAAAAUUCCCCUUGCCAUGGUACUAAUUGCACAGAUUUCCAGUUAGCAAUGUGUAGCAAUCUGUCUCGUGGGUGAGCAGCGUUUAUGCAAGUGGUACAGUUGCUUAAGGUGGCUAAAUAUCUCUGCUUAAAGAGUAAAUGGUAAAACAUAAGCACCUGCUCAGAACAGUGUCUUUGUGUCUCUCUCUAAUCCCUGCACCCGGCUGGAGAUCAGACAGGGAGGAAGCAGUGGGUAGGAAUUGUUGCCGGUGGGAAUAUAAAACCUCAAUUGGGUGUGGGUUUUUUGCCUCUAUUACAUUAAUACUGAUGCCCAUUUAUUAUGGAUGGGAAUGUGAAGCGUUUUAGCAAGCUUUGACAUUUGCAAAACCACAGCACAGUUUGAAUGAUCAAAAACUGCAUCUGUUAAUUACCUGUCCCAACUCGUGAUGAUUUGUCUUGGUUCAUUUUUAGGGCGUGCCUUUGGGCCAGCCCUUCCAUCGUGCUUAUUUCAUUCGGUGUGUGUAUGAGUUUUUUGUGCUACGGAUAACUUGUAUGGUUGGCCGCAACACUUUCAAAGGAAUUUUUAAACUGAAAUCGGUCUUCAUAAAAAGUGAAUUUUUUUUUUCAACUUACAUUUCCAGAAGGGAAAAAAAAAUGACCAGCCCAGUGGGCCCAAGACUGACUUUAACCACUAACUGUUAAUUUAUUGUGUAAAGCUUGUGCAUGAUUCAGGAUGCAUUGGAGCUAGAGCAAAAUACUGUAUACUUUAGGGCACUUUCUGAACUGCCCUCUUACUGAAUUCUGUUCAGGUUGGAGCUAGAGAAAGGGAAGAGUUUUAAACUAAUGCCAAAUUGACCACAGCUAAACGUUAAGGCCGAUUUAUAUGAGGGAAGAAACACUGAGCAAGACAGGAAUGCAGUACAUGGGGAAUGCAUUUUGUCGGGGUGUAGUGGCUAAAAGGUAUAAAAUCCAAGAAUGGAAUCUCCUCAGCAGCAAAAUCCAAACGUCAGGGCAAAAAGCUCCUCUUUGGCCAGUAACUUACUACUUAGAGUGAACAGUGCAUGCAUUUAACACAAAGAAUGUACAUGCAGAAUUAUCUGGAGGUUAAAAAACAAAAAAAAGCAAAGAAGAUAUUUUCUGAACCCCCACAGUGGUCACAUAACCCCCACAUUGCUCAGACUACUUGGAGGCAAGAAAAGAAUGGACAGAGAUAACCAGUGUUCACUUGAACAUUGAUUUGUGGUAGUGAAAAUCUUGGUUAUACAUUUCAGGGUAAAAAAAGAUGGCAGUAGAUACAGGAAGGAGGAGUUGGACUUUUUAGUAAAGAGAACUUUCAGAUGCUAGGUUUUAACUUGAAAAGCAAAAAAACUCCUCAUGGCACUGGGAUGAGAGUCUACAUCACUUCUAAAUUAGUCUGCAUCUCAGCAGGCUGAUCAACACUGAUUUUUGUAUCAGUGUAACUUCUUGUUAUGGGUGUUACUUUUUUUUAAUUGUGCAGCUACAAGAGAUCAUCUGGCUCCAAUGUGGAUGUACUUUUAAGCAAGAGAAGGGCUUUUGCAUUUAUAGCUUACUCCCUCCAUAAAUGUGUGAGCACACAGGUUUCCCAUCAGGUAAGUAAGUGCUGGAACUUAAAAGAGUGUCAGUUGGGCUACGUUAGCUACCUACAUGCUCACGUACCCCCCAGUUAACUAUGGCCAGUCUGCUGUCAUUUGCUCUGGGUUAGAAGGGUGCAUAUAGGUGGCUAAUGCAGAGCAGAUGUCACUCAGUCCCUUCACUUAUCUUACGGUAACUUCUUUAUCCACCUCCAAAUUCCAUCUGCUUUGGGGAAGGGGAUCACUUCAGCGAUGUCAGUGUAGUUCAUGCAGUAUUCUUUUGCACAGACAAGGUCUAAGAAUGUAUCUUAUUAGAGAGAAGCCUCUGCCGUAGGUGAACGACGUGCAGAUUUUGGCUGCGCUCUAGACUAGAAUCUGUCCUUUACCUCAAAUGUUUGUCCAGAAAAAUUCAUAGGCGCCUUUCUGACAGCGCAAGAAAGGCAGCUUUUGGCCUACAUAACCCACAAUACUGCUGCUACCACCAUUGUGCCAAAGGAAGCAUCAUGUACACCUUCCUGCCUGGUAUUAGAAAGCCUUUAUAAAUAGGAACUUUAUUUGCUGGACUUGAGUUCUGAGUGUUUCCUGCUACCCUAAAUGACUCACAUAAUUAAUUGUGUGUGUGAAAGCUGGGAGUUCAUGUUUUAGAGACUCGUACUAGCUGCAGUCUUUAAGUGACUCUGCCAUUUUCACUAUCAGACCACUGAAACAACCAAGCCUGGUUUUGCUUAACUUUUUGGAUUUUGCUAAAUGCUUAUAGCCAUUAAAGGGACCGUUCAUAUGAGAAAGAAGAGGACCUUUUACAGUUUUACCCCAACUGAAAAUCAGGUCCAGCCUAUUUCACAAGUCCCCUUUGUCUUUAAAAGUCUGACUGUAUUCAGCGCAUCCCUUUAGCUAGUUUACCUUUUACGUGAACAAUUGUUUUCAAUUCUAGGAAUGGAUUUCCAAAUUCUUGCUUGGUAAGAUAACCAGCUAAGGGCUGUGAUGCAUUAGUGACUGAGGCUAGGACUCUGGAAAAGCUAUCAGCAUUGGAUCUAAUCUUGCUCAUAAAAGUCAAAGGAAGCUUUCUCUUUGAUUUCUGAAGGACCAGAGUCAAGCUAAUGCUGAGCCAGUUUGAAAAUCCCAUAUUGACACAUUUCUGAAGUCUCAGCCUUGGUAACUCCUGAGAGGAUACUACCUUCUAUUAGCAAAGGCUGGACAAGUCAUGUGCAGUUGUUCUUUUCUCACUAAAAAUCCCCUUGCAAUCUUGAUAGGAGACUCCCAGACUAAAUUUAAAAAUCUUGACACAAGUUACUGGCUUGUCAGUGAUUUUUGUCAGGGCUUUAAAUCAAAUGCCUUGUAGGUGUGUUUCAGGCUUCUACUAAAAUCAUGAAUUUCUUAAGCUGAUGCUGUGCUGUACUGGGGAGCAACACUACUUCCUUUGUUCCAAGGACUUUCAGAGGUGGUAGUAGCAGUGGACAAUCCCAAUCCAACUAUUACUGGCCAUGUCUGUCUCAUGCCUGCUAUGUGCAAACCAAGCUAAAGUGCUGCCUGCUCUUAAACUUUAAGUGAAAGGUUUGUCAAGACAGUAUCCAAUAAAUCAAACUCUGUAGACUUGGAGCUGCAUAAAUAGGCCCCGAUCUGCACCGAGAUCCUAAAAGAUUUGCGUUUUCUAAAUCAAAGUCUUUUGGAACCAGGAUUUCCCUAAAUAGUGCUAAUGGUCUGUUUUGACCGUUCUUUUCCCCUUCAGAGGCUAGAACUGCCUGGACAGAAACUUGCGUCCCACUGACCCAGAGACAGUUCGUAAUGAGCACCUGUUGUAGGCUACUGCCAACCUUGCUGUGAAAAAACUGAGGCAGCCAUUCUUUUCAAUUACCUUUAACCUUUAUCAAGCAGAAAAUUGACUUGAUGCCUCAUCUGCUCUUAAAGGGGCUCAUCUCCCCCACCCAGUAAAACCUCUGGAGCUAGUGCCGUAUAAAUAGUGUGUCUUAACAUUCACUAAUACAUGAACUUGUGCAUAAAUAUCCAAAGAAUCUGAAGCCAUGCUGCAGUGGUACUGCCAUAAUAAUGCUCAGGGCCAGAAAGUGUUCUACUGUUUGUGUAGCAUCUUCUUGUAGGAACUGUAGCAGGCUAGUGCACCUGGUCGAGGAUAGGAAGUAGCACUGCUCUGGGGCCUGUCCCCCCAACCUUUGCUUUCACCUCCCCUGUAGUCGUGCCACCACUGCCAUCUAAAUUCCUGUAACAACUUAACAGUGGCGACUUGUAGAAAUAGUCCGAGGCACUAAAACGCUAUGCAACACCAAAUAGCUUCUUCCCCGUCAAGAACAACAUACAAUCAUCAUUCUUCUGAGACAAGAAAAAUGCACCAGCUUUAUCCUGUCUGAAUGUUAUCUGUGUAAAUUUCUGGUGGUUAGAGUUAUCUAGGCCCUCUUAAAAUUUUACUCUCCCUUUGAAUAAAACGGUUAACAAGUCCUGCUUACAACCCAGGACUGGGAUUUAUUUCUUUUCUCUUUUGGGUGUGAAAUAUGAAUCAUGUUUUUAUGAUUUUUUUGUAAAUCUUUACUCUUUUUACACCUUGUUUUUGUAAGCUGAAAUUUCUUAUUAAAAGAAUAAAAUUCCA
Alligator mississippiensis (American alligator) is the source of this 22228-nucleotide messenger RNA. It is a transcript of the gene USP49, whose product is annotated as ubiquitin specific peptidase 49. Gene Ontology annotation, molecular function: zinc ion binding; cysteine-type deubiquitinase activity. Gene Ontology annotation, cellular component: cytoplasm. The coding region runs from base 10024 to 12117 and encodes 697 amino acids. The record is from RefSeq and is a predicted model, not a curated record. Gene Ontology annotation, biological process: protein deubiquitination. The transcript is spliced from 6 exons. Lineage: Eukaryota; Metazoa; Chordata; Crocodylia; Alligatoridae.